Biomphalaria glabrata is the source of this 1293-nucleotide messenger RNA. RefSeq lists its product as uncharacterized. The transcript is spliced from 3 exons. The record is from RefSeq and is a predicted model, not a curated record. The coding region runs from base 189 to 575 and encodes 128 amino acids. NCBI's taxonomy places the organism in Eukaryota, Metazoa, Mollusca, Gastropoda, Planorbidae.
AACAAACCACUGCACCAGCUGUUCACCUAGCCAGUGGGUGAGCCAAGUCAACCAAAGAAAUACAGUGGGGUCCUUCACUUGAAAGUUGUAAGAUACAUUUGUACGUUUAGGUUGGUCUUUUGUUUGGCUUAAAGAAACUUGUACUAGAAAACUACUUGUUUAAAUUAUCUGAAGAUUUCUCGGUCAUCAUGAAUUUAUUAUUGCCAGUUUUAGCUUUAAGCAUAGCUGCCAUCACUCUCAGCCAGGACUUACAAGACUGCAUGGAAAGUUGUAAAGCCAAUUGCCAUGCGAGUGUUUUAAGCCGUUGUCUGUUAAUUGGCGGAGUGGUGAACAAUAACUUGUGCACUGGAUCGACAACAGCUUGUGAAAAUGACUGCUUUAAAAACAGGUGUCUUUGUGAAACUACUUGCAAGGCCAAGUGCAUGGAUGAAACAUGUCUUCAUGAUUGUGUGGUGAAUGAAUGCACUUCACCACUAGCAGAUACAACUCAAGCACCUCCUGUGAAAAGCGAUACAACAGUACCCCUCAGUGAUGACCUCAAUCCAGUCAACCAGAAUGAAGAGGUGGUCCCAUAAGUAUCACUUGAUAUUCACUAAGAGGGACAUGUGACACUUUGUUUUGAAUAAGAGACUUCCACUGAACAUUAUUUGGUAGAGUUACAUCCCUUCUUAUCAGUUAAACUAUUGAAUGUAAAAUUAAUUUAGAAAGUGAUCCCACUCAAAGUAUUAGAAUGAUAUUUUUUAUCUGUAUAGAUCUAGAUAAGCACCUGAAGGUCUCCUGAAACUUUUUUGUCAUUAUAAAUCUAUUUCUUAAUCUAUCAAUAAUAUUUUUGUCCCUGUUAUUAUAAAUAUAUUUCUUAAUCUAUCAUUUGUAUUUCUUGUCCUGAGAACAUCUCUCCAUAGUAUUUAUUUCAAACUUGCAUUUCAAAAUUAAACAUAUAGUUCUAUUUCAGUGGAAAACUUCAGCCAAAUUAGUAACUGGAGCAAUUAGCAACUAGAGUAAUAUUUUUUUUAGGAAAAGAUCAAGUGGGAGAAUGUUGUGAAAUGUAGAAUAACAGACGAUGAAAUCUUAAAAUUUGAAAUUAGAAAAACAAAAACGUUUCACAAAUAGAUCUCUCUCUAUAUAUAUAUAUCUGAAUAAAUGACACAAACAGUCACUCGUACACUUCUAAAUAAAACGAAACAAAAACUUUGUACAAACAAUGAACAAAACUUUUUUUUUUUAGUUCAAUUGUUUUUUUGUUUUUCUUUUUCAUUGAAUGUGAAAAAUACCAGAAUAAAUAGUAAAACGGAA